Messenger RNA from Calidris pugnax (ruff), 2835 nucleotides. It is a transcript of the gene OFCC1, whose product is annotated as orofacial cleft 1 candidate 1. Lineage: Eukaryota; Metazoa; Chordata; Aves; Charadriiformes; Scolopacidae. Bases 361 to 1416 code for a protein of 351 amino acids. Gene Ontology annotation, cellular component: perinuclear region of cytoplasm. The transcript has 9 exons. The record is from RefSeq and is a predicted model, not a curated record.
UUCCUUACAGAGCAUGAUUUUUACCAAGAUUGCCAUGGCAGUGCAGAUGAGCACUGCAGCUGGUUUCAGCAAAAGGAAGACCAAGAAGGACAUCACAAGAUUAACUGCAAUAACACAACUGACCAAUGUUAUCAAGAAAAAUCAGGUCCUGGGAGCUCAAGCUCAGAAGAAGGAAAAGCAUCUGCAGAGAGAAAAUUCUGCUUGGAGGAGUUAGAGAAGUAUACUUUUUCUGUGUGCUGCCGUCCUGCUGCUGAAGUGAAACCGUUCAGGCGGGUUGUCGAGCGUUUCCAUUUCGUAGUGUACACAGCCUUCUCAGAGCUGGGAGCUGCACGCUGGCGCUCCAGGGACUUCUGGCUGCUCAUGCUGCUGGUAGUUCUGCUGUGGUUCGUGAGACUUUACCUGCAUUAUCUGAGCCAAUGGCUCUUCCUUCAGACCAUCUCAGUUCCUGUCACAAAAUUCCAGCUUUUUCCUCACACUGUCGAACUGUGCUACCAGAACUCCUUGCUGCAGACCAGUGAAGAGUUGAUCAUGGUUGUGGUGGGACCCCUAACCUUGAACGCGGGGCUGCUUCUUAUGGUCCUGAUCAGAUGGGGCUGUCAGCAGCUGUUUGACUCAUUCCCUUCCUUCUUGUCAAAGUUUAUCAUAGCUCUGGGACUCUGGACAGUGUUAGACCCCUUGGCAGUGUUCAUAGUGGAUUCAAUCCUGGGGCGACUUGGGAACAGUGUAGAGAAACCCAUUGCUGAUGCUGCAAAGCUCUACUGGGUCUUUCUAAGAGCAGAGGAGUCAGGGAUUCCUGGUGUCUUAAUCACUGUGAUGCUUUAUACAAUUCUGUUCUUCAUUUCAUCGACAGUAUUGUACCUGUACUUUUUAAGGCUACAUAGUGAAGGUUGGCUGUUGGAUGUAUUUCAACGCAUUCAUGGGGAGGAAGGCACAUUCUUCGUUCCACUGGACUUGGAGAUUUCCAAUCAGGAGCUGAGCUAUAUUAUGAAGAGGGCUGAGCAGUGGAGAGGAGUCAAUGGUGAAAGACGGAUGGUGGCAGUGUCUGAUUACAUCUGGAAGGACCACGCCAGCAAGCCUGGUGUCUCCAGCUGUGACCUCCAGCGCCAGGAUGAAAGCCUUGACUCUGCAGCUACCUGGAGAGGUGGCACCACCGUUCACAUCUCUGUCUACACUGUUCACCUCAGCGGCUUCCAGGAGCUCUACAGGCACUUCCUCAGGCUACCUGAUGGGGCUAUCGUUGAGGCAUUUGGUGAUAUCACUGGAGAAAGUCUUUUGUGUAACGAAAUGAGCACAGCCCAGGAGCGCGUAAGCGAAAUGGACAGCGUGCUGCAUACAUCUUCACCUAUCAAGCUGAGGGAGAGGAAAAAGAGUACAGCAGGGCGGAAAGGAAAUGACAUUGUCUCUGACAAGAGCUAAGUGCUGCAGUAACGCAUAGUCCAUAGACUUGUUUACAGCCCGAUUCACAUCCAUGACACGGAUACUGGCUGACAGGAUUCACCGUUCUGAUGUCCACACAUGUGUGCAUCCAGUGUUGUCCUGCAAAUGCUCCGUUCAUAGCUCUUCUGUGGCUUCAACAAGCUUUUCAGUGUGGUGAGCUCACUGGAUCAGAUCACAGAUCAGAUCAAGCAAAUAUGAUUAUUUUAAUUUUUUUUUUUUUUUCCUUCCAAAUAGCGGGACAUUCCUAGAUUUCUCAGGUUUGCUUAUUCCUGCUUUUCUAGGUUUACUUGUACCUGCUAGUGGUGGUGGGGAAAAUAUUGCUGAUUUGUAUUUCAAGUUUCAUGGCUAAAACAUUGACAGUGUUUUCAGUAAUUGUUCAAAGCACAACACUAUUUUAAUUACAAGGCUGCAAAGAUGUCCAAGAAGAGGAACAAUGAUGGCUUCAUUCCACCAGUUCUGGUGCCAAGUCCCAACAGGCAGCAAAAUUUACAAGAUCCCAGAGAAGAUCAUUUUGCUGGGACCUUAAUGUUGGUUAGAGCUGCUUCCCUGGGAGCUACAGCAUCUUAGAGCAACCUGGAGGUUAUCCUUGUGCUUUCUUAGUAGUAUUAAAGUAUUGCUCAUUAGUUGAAACCAGUCAGUGCCUAUUCUAUUUGGCUUCACACAAGUACCUAAGAACUAAAGUUCAUGCCCCAAAGGUAAGGACUGCAAGAGAAAAACAGAAGGAGAAGGUGUGAAGGUGAACAAAUGCAAGAAAGGUGAAUUCAUUUGUCCAAGGUCGCCAAAGUCAGAGGCAAAUGCAGAAAUAGAGGGCAGACUGCCAGUGCCCUGACUCUUGGUCUUCCCUGUACUAAGAUCCUUUUUGUCCUGAAGAUUCAGAUGAAAAAUGGAAAAGUCUUACCUUCCUGGUAUUUUGAAUCAUUCAUAGAGAAUAAUUGUAAUCAAUUAACAUAGUAACCAGUGACAUUUUUCUAAUACAUAUGCUUUUCUGGUGUCCCUUUGUUCAUACUGGUAUGGUAAACUUUUUUCAGAUGCAUUUACCUUUGCAAGAUCUUUACCUGUGUCUGGAACAUUGUUGAUUGAUUUUUAUACUUAAAUCUAUGGUUUUCAUCCAUCUGAAUAAUAAUUAAAUGACAUUAGGUAGUAACCUGGACGUUUAGAUAUCACUCCUGAAAAAAGUUUUUCUUUGCUUUUGCAAGAUAACAAUUUGUUUUCCUCUUUUUUUUUUUUCUUCUUUUAAUUGAUUUGUAUGCAUGUGCAUAUGUGUGUGUUUGUACGUGUUACACCCAGACAGAAAAGGUGUUAAAAAUCCUCUGAAUAUCUACAAGAACUGAUGUGAUUUCUGUGGGUUCUAUUGCAUCAGAUAUUACUUGGAUGACUUCUUUCUGUCAUAACAGGAAU